AUGCACUCGAAGAGGCUGAGGAGUUGCGGAAAAGUCAAGUUGAGUCCUCAGGUUUCGCCAGUUUAUCUGCUCUCUCAUUCAAUCCAAACACAGCUUCCGAGAUCUCUCGUUGGUUGCUUGAGAUUUGAUCGUACCAUGGCUGUUCAAUCCUCCAAGGGGUCAAUUCAUGGCUUCACUAUUAAGGAUGCAAAAGGAAAUGAUGUUGAUUUAAGCAUUUACAAGGGCAAGGUCCUCUUGAUUGUCAAUGUUGCAUCACAAUGUGGCUUGACCAACUCCAACUACACUAAGCUCAGUCAAUUGUAUAAGAAAUACAAAGACCAAGAUUCUGGCAUUUUCGUGUAA
Hibiscus syriacus is the source of this 342-nucleotide messenger RNA. Its product is annotated as probable phospholipid hydroperoxide glutathione peroxidase. Gene Ontology annotation, molecular function: glutathione peroxidase activity. The transcript has a single exon. Lineage: Eukaryota; Viridiplantae; Streptophyta; Magnoliopsida; Malvales; Malvaceae. Bases 1 to 342 code for a protein of 113 amino acids. Gene Ontology annotation, cellular component: cytosol. Gene Ontology annotation, biological process: response to oxidative stress. The record is from RefSeq and is a predicted model, not a curated record.